AUGCACGGACCCAGCCUCUGGAGCCUCCUCGCUCUCGCGCUGCUGCUCAGCUGCUGCGCCGCCUGGGAGGAGAGGGGGUCCCCGCGCCCGCGGGGCGUCUCGCAGGACAGCCCGCUUUCCCCCGGGGCCGCGGUGACCCACACUGCCCGCACGCCCGGGCUCAAGGGCUCCGGCUCCAACGCGUCCAGCUCGGCUGUGCCCGGGAGCGGCCGAGCCGGCGACCCCGGCCGAGCCCGCUCGCUGUCUCCGCCCAUGUGCACCGGGCAGACGGAGGUGAAGGAAACGUUCAAGUACAUCAACACGCUGGUGUCCUGCCUGGUGUUCGUGCUGGGCAUCAUCGGCAACUCCACGCUGCUGCGCAUCAUCUACAAGAACAAGUGCAUGAGGAACGGCCCCAACAUCCUGAUCGCCAGCCUGGCCCUGGGGGACCUGCUCCACAUUACCAUCGCCAUCCCCGUCAACGUGUACAAGCUCCUUGCAGAGGACUGGCCCUUCGGAGUUGAAAUGUGUAAACUGGUGCCCUUCAUUCAAAAGGCAUCGGUGGGCAUCACUGUGUUAAGUUUGUGUGCCCUCAGUAUUGAUAGGUAUCGAGCAGUUGCUUCCUGGAGCCGAAUCAAAGGAAUUGGAGUGCCAAAGUGGACUGCCGUUGAAAUUGUAUUGAUCUGGGUUAUGUCAGUCGUCUUAGCUGUUCCUGAAGCUAUAGGUUUUGAUAUGAUUGUUAUGGAAUAUAAAGGAAAGCAUCUUAGAAUCUGUAUGCUUCAUCCCACACAAAAAACAUCCUUUAUGCAGUUUUACAAGACAGCUAAAGAUUGGUGGCUGUUUAGCUUUUAUUUCUGUUUGCCAUUGGCCAUCACAGCACUUUUUUAUACUCUGAUGACCUGCGAGAUGUUAAGAAAGAAAAGUGGAAUGCAGAUUGCUUUAAAUGACCACUUAAAACAGAGACGCGAGGUGGCCAAAACUGUGUUCUGUCUGGUGCUUGUCUUUGCCCUGUGUUGGCUCCCCCUUCACCUAAGUAGGAUUUUGAAGCUCACUAUAUAUGAUCAAAGAGACCCCAAUAGAUGUGAACUUUUGAGCUUUUUUCUUGUAUUGGACUACAUUGGUAUUAACAUGGCUUCGCUGAAUUCCUGCAUUAACCCAAUAGCCCUGUAUUUGGUGAGCAAAAGAUUCAAAAACUGCUUUAAGUCAUGUUUGUGUUGCUGGUGCCAAUCCAAAGACAUGCUGUCCCUGGAGGAAAAACAAUCCUGCUUAAAGUUCAAAGCUGAUGAUCAUGGAUAUGAUAAUUUCCGCUCCAGUAAUAAAUACAGUUCAUCAUAA
This is a messenger RNA of Emys orbicularis (European pond turtle), 1314 nucleotides long. RefSeq names its product endothelin receptor type B (gene EDNRB). Gene Ontology annotation, molecular function: endothelin receptor activity. Gene Ontology annotation, cellular component: plasma membrane. Gene Ontology annotation, biological process: endothelin receptor signaling pathway; regulation of blood pressure; developmental pigmentation. Bases 1 to 1314 code for a protein of 437 amino acids. The transcript has 7 exons. Lineage: Eukaryota; Metazoa; Chordata; Testudines; Emydidae. The record is from RefSeq and is a predicted model, not a curated record.